Molecule: messenger RNA, 2329 nt
Organism: Phycodurus eques (leafy seadragon)
Lineage: Eukaryota; Metazoa; Chordata; Actinopteri; Syngnathiformes; Syngnathidae
Exons: 4
Coding region: 302-949 (215 amino acids)
Source: RefSeq, a predicted model, not a curated record
ACAAACGAUUCUCUGAAUUCACUUGACAGUCUGGAAAAAAAUAAAUGAGAAAAGAAGGUUGCAAAAAAGCAGCCUGCAUUUUGAAGGCCUUUCAUGAGUGACUGUGAAGAAUAGUAGCAGUAAGUCUUACACUAAAUGGGAAACGUACAUUUGGGUGCAUGUGUUACAGCAGAUGUUUUCAUGGAGGACGAUGAGGCACACCUGGACAAGACACGAGUAGCUGGAGGGAGAUGAUUGGUUGACAUAAGGCUUAUGUCAUGCCUACCUUAUGUCAUAAGCCCAGAGGAACCUGGGCGUCCCGAUGCGUCACGCGGAGCGUCACCCAGCAGGACGACCGUACGAAAACCGGGCCUUCGAAGACGACGAGUGUACGGCCGUGAUGGAACGCGACGCCAACGGGUCAGACAUCAGAGCUAGACCUCCGGGGCUGAGUCUGGUCAUGGUGCAGAUGGAGCCCACGUGUGAGGACCCCCGCUCGGUCACCGUGGAAAUGUACCCCGAGCCCGUCGUGGACACCAAGAUCGACAACAGUGAUCAGGAGGAGGAGGAGAAGAGCUGUGGUCCUUCCAGUUCUCCCAGUUUUCAGUUGUCACAGGAGGAGUGGCCGGGCAUGGCGACAGAUAACCAGAGCCUAUGCCAGAACACCCUGCCUCCCCUGUCCUCCUCACCUUCACCUUUGCCUUCCCUGCCCGACACUGGCUUGCGGUCAUCGCUCACCCUGCGGGGGGCCGAGGCUCUGGCGGCCCCCGUCCACCAUAGCCUCAGCUUGUCGCACGGAGGCGCCCCUCUGAUGAUCUCGCACCACGUCUCGGUGGGACACGCCACCGUGGCGGUGGACGUUCAUUUUUACCCGGCAGGCACCGCUGCGGCGGAAAGCACGAGUGGUGCCACUUCCACAAUGGAUAACAAGCAGAAGAACGACAAGGCCAGACUCCAUCAGAGCAAAUGAAUACAUAAUAAACCAGGACACUUAAAGCAGGGGUUGUUAAACCGUUCGAGUCCAGGGACGUCUUACAAGGGAGGAAUUUUUCCAAGGACACCUCAUAAUCCUAACGGCAAUUAAACAUACACGUUGGGUAUAUUGCAUUGCAUUUGAUCCAUGAAAAUUUCCAAGGACGUCCACUUCUGUGCCUUUCUGUGACUCUUACGGUGCCCCUGUGUCCAAUUGUUCAAUAUUUCAAUACUUUUUGCACAACUUGCUGUUCUCUAACAAAGAGCUGAACUGCCAAAAUUCACAGUAAAAUGUAUUUAAUCCAUGAAAAUGUCCAAGGAUGUCUGAUUGUUUCGGUCUUUCUGUGACUCUUCCAGUCUCUCUGUUGCAAAUUACUGAUGACAUUCAACAACACUCUAAGCUCAGUAGCUACUGAAUCAACUCAUUCAAAUGUUGGGUUUUAUCUUUGUCUCGUGAUUUCUAAAUGUGAAUAGCAAGAUGAAGAGGACUGUUUAGAUAGCAAUUAUAAUUGAACCAGGACAUUAGUUGGUCAAUCAUGGAUCAACCAAAUAUAACACUGAGCUUAGUGUCUCAACAGUGGUUGAAACCAAGAUGGAGAUUACUGGGGGAGUCACAGAAAGGCACAGAAAUGGACUGGUCCAUCAUUUUCAUUCAUUUUGCCGUUCACCUACUUGUUAGAUAUCAGCAAGUUGAACAAAGAGUAAUGAAACAUUGAACAGUUGGAUGUUUGAAUUCAAAAGUUUAGAGAAGGUCAAAAUAAGUUCACCUAGGUUGAUUGCAGUGCAUUUUAGGUUCAUCCUCAAAUUUCACCCCAAAGCCAAAUGGGGAGUAGUGUAACUACUAUGUGUACCCCGAAAUACCAUAGGAAUUAAAAAAUUGAUGUAUGUUUACACAUUCAUGUUUUUUGGGUGAAAUUUUUUUUAACGUACAAUAAAAUUCAUCCAUCCAUUUUCUUAACCGCUUAUCCUCACGAGGGUCGCGGGCUGCUGGAGCCUAUCCCAGCUAUCUUCGGGCAGGAGGUGGGGUACACCCUGAACCGGUCGCCAGCCAAUCGCAAGGCACAUAUAAACAAACAACCAUUCGCACUCACAGUCACGCCUACGGGCAAUUUAGAGUCUCCAAUUUAUGCAUGUUUUUGGGAUGUGGGAGGAAACCGGAGUGCCCGGAGAAAACCCACGCAGGCACGGGAAGAACAUGCAAACUCCACACAGGCGGGGCCGGGGAUUGAACCCGGGUCCUCAGAACUGUGAGGCUGACGAUCAAACCAGUCGACCACCGUGCCGACCAAUCAAAUUCAUAAUUUUUCAAAUUAAAAAAAGUAAUCUUCACACGAAUAAUUUUUUUUCUGGGAUAAAAUGUACUCUUACAGGAAUAAGC